AUGGGACUAUCCUAUUUCCUCUACUUCCUUAGCACCAAGUCCCUCCAGGUUGCAGUCUUCAGAUAUGUCUAGACUGAGGCUGCUUGAAAGGUGAACACACAGGAACACACAGGACGCCCUGCUCUAUAUGUCUGUGCCCUGCUUAGUUUAGUUUUUUUUUUUUCCCUCCAAUAUUCGUACCCCUUUCUCCAUCUGAUUUCUCUUGGUUUAGCCCUUGAAAAAAAAUUAAGAUAUUUAAAUACUUUAUGUGUAUGAGUGUAUUGCCUGUAUGUGUGUAAAUGCACCAUGUGCAUUCAGUGCCCAUGUAGGUAAGAAGAGGGGGGUCGGAUAUCCUGGAACUGGGUUACAGAUGGUUGUUAGCCGUCAUGUGGCUGCUGGGAACCAAACCCAGGUCCUCUGCAAGAGCCGCUAGUGCUUUUAACAGCUGAACCAUCUCUCUGGGCCACUCCCUUGAAAAUUUUUUGACUUAGGUUCAAAAGACAGCAGUCAUCUCCUAAAUUCAUUCUCUCAGCUCUCAGUCUUCUGCAUUAUUGUGUUUUCUUUAAUCAUCCUGACUCCUCUCACCCAGUUCUGUUGUUUAGUCUUGGCACUGUGAUCACCUCUGUUCCCUCAACCUCUCCCGAGUGUCACUCAAGCGUUUUCUUCCCUCUGAGGCCUGUCUCAAUCCACCUGUAAGAAGGUGCAGCCCUGAGUCUAGCUACUCUACUCUCUUAUUUUUUUGCUUUUGAGUUCUCAUGCCAUGACAUCCUCUGGCUUACUAAUGGUGUGAGGUGUGUGUUUCCUCACGGCCUGUGAAUGUGCUGAGAACAGGGCAUCAUUUACUGUUUUGCCUACUGUGGCAGUGUUCCUGGUGUUGUCUGUGGGACUUGGUGAGAAAGCAAUGCUCUGCAAGUGUUUGUUGAAUGAAUGAAUGAGAGCUACUUCUGGCGGAGUGCAUUAGGAGUCCUGGUUAGGAAUCCAGCCUCAUGCAUUCAUUUCAGGCAUCGCUCUGCGCUUUAUUAGUGGAGCUAAUGAGCCACACUGCUCGCUGAUCUUUCACCAUGGGUCUUUCUUGUGCGUCAGUCCCUGCAGAUAAUGGUAUUGCUGAGAAUUCACCCUUUCAGCUGAGCUACAGGUAGCCUAGUGGUGAGAAUCUGGUGAGUUCCAUUUGACAGGUAGAGGCCACUGCUGGGUACUUGCAGACCAAAUCAUUUGCAGAGUGUGGGUCCAUAGUAUGUAAUUAGUUCCCCAUGUGAUCUUAGUUCUGUUGGAUAGGGGUUGACUAGUUUUAGAACUCUUAUUUAGAAAAUGACUUGCAUGCAAACACUGCAUGGUGAUGGAGCUCUUAGUUCUAGGAAGUGGCCUCUGCACCUCUUCCCUCCAUGGCCUCCCUGGUGGCUUAUGAUGAUUCUGACUCAGACACAGAGUCAGAAACGGCCGGAAGUGGGAGUGCUCCUGGCCAGGCGAAUGAUGCUUCUGGUGAGACCAGACCUCCUGGGCAGGUGUUUGCAUCUGGUGUGACAAAAGAGGAGGCAGAGCACAGAGGGAACAGUCCUUGUGAAGACCGUGGGGAGCAUCGCCUGCCAUUGGCUUGGCUCUGGAAAAGUGACCCAGGAUCUUGUCCCAGCCAACGACUACAGUGGCCUGCGAGGGAGCCUGAUAAUGCCUUUCCCACCAACGAGCCUCCUCGCCCUUCUCUGUGGAUGAACCGAGCUCCGGCUGGCCAUGUGCCCCUGGCAGCUGCCUGCUUAAAGCCAGUCAAACCUGCCUGGGACUCUUUCAGAUCAUCUCCACAUGCUCAAAACAAAACUGAAAUCACAGCUAGAAACCCCAGCUCUUUUCAGAAGAAAAGAGGUGAAGAUUGUGUGGUUCCAUAUACCCCCAAGAGACUGAGGCACCUGCAGGUACCGAGUCCAGAAGCAGGUGGGGGCAAAGAUGUGGACCCCCAGGGAACCCCUGUAGGGUGUGCCCCAGCCCCUCUCUGUGUGGCUCCCACAGUGUCCGAGUUGAUUCAACCAUAUUUGAACAGUCAGUACAGAGAGACCAAAGUCCCCAGGAAAGUGCUUUUCCAUCUGCGAGGCCACAGGGGCCCCGUCAACGGCAUUCAGUGGUGCCCAGUCCUUUCCAGGAGUCAUAUGCUUCUCUCCAGUUCCAUGGAUAAAACCUUCAAGGUGUGGAAUGCUGUGGACUCAGGGCGUUGCUUGCAGACCUACGCCCUACACAGUGAGGCGGUGCGGGCUGCACGGUGGUCUCCUUGUGGCCAGCGGAUCCUCAGCGGUGGCUUUGACUUUGCCCUGCACCUAACAGACCUCGAAACAGGAACCCAGGUAUUUAGUGGCCAGAGCGACUUCAGAAUCACCACCUUGAAAUUUUAUCCCAAAGAUCACAGCAUCUUUUUAUGUGGAGGCUUCAGCUCCGAAAUCAAAGCUUGGGACAUAAGGACUGGCAAGGUAGUAAGAGGCUACAAGGCAACAAUCCAGCAGACCUUGGACAUUCUCUUCCUCCAUGAAGGCUCUGAGUUCCUGAGCAGCACUGAUGCAUCCACCCGAGACUCUGCUGACCGAACUAUUAUUGCCUGGGACUUCCGGACCUCUGCCAAAAUCUCCAACCAGAUUUUCCAUGAGAGGUAUACCUGCCCCAGCCUUGCCUUACACCCGAGGGAGCCUGUGUUCCUGGCACAAACCAAUGGCAACUACCUGGCCCUCUUCUCUGCUGUGUGGCCCUACCGGAUGAGUAGACGACGGCGCUAUGAAGGACACAAGGUAGAAGGCUAUGCUGUAGGCUGUGAGUGCUCCCCAUGUGGUGACCUGCUGGUGACAGGCAGUGCCGAUGGCCGGAUCCUGAUGUUCAGCUUCCGCACUGCCAGUCGGGCGUGCAUGCUGCAAGGGCACACUCAGGCCUGCCUUGGCACCACCUACCACCCUGUGCUGCCCUCUGUCCUUGGCACCUGCUCCUGGGGAGGCGACAUCAAGAUCUGGCACUGACGCUGGCAGCUGAGACCCUGCCUCCUGGGGUGGGUGGUGUGCACUGAGGCUGGCUGGAGGUCAGGCCUGGGCGGAGGCUGUCCUCAUGGCUGCUGGGUCUCAGUGACUUCAUCUGUGCAAGAGGGUGAGAAUCUGUCUCAGGAUGUGAGGACUGUUAGUAAAGACAUUUGCCAAAUGGAUGGGGCUGCCCAUUAAA
Nannospalax galili (Upper Galilee mountains blind mole rat) is the source of this 3159-nucleotide messenger RNA. RefSeq names its product WD repeat domain 25 (gene Wdr25). The transcript has 7 exons. Gene Ontology annotation, molecular function: protein binding. The record is from RefSeq and is a predicted model, not a curated record. Bases 1362 to 2963 code for a protein of 533 amino acids. NCBI's taxonomy places the organism in Eukaryota, Metazoa, Chordata, Mammalia, Rodentia, Spalacidae.